AUGAAACGAAUACUGGUGAUCGCAGGUACAGAUAGCUCAGGCGGAGCUGGUCUCGAAGCCGAUCAGAAGGUCAUCGCGGCGCACGGCUGCUAUGCCAUGACCGCACAAGCGGCCCUGACUGCCCAGAACACACAAGGAGUCAGGGCCAUCCAUGAGGUACCAAGUGACUUCGUUCGGCAGCAGAUAGAGGCUUGCAUCGAGGAUGUUGGCGUCGAUGUCGUCAAGACUGGCAUGCUGGCUUCUGCGAGCACAAUAUCAGUCGUUGCGGAGCAGAUCGACAGACACAACAUUGCCGUGACGGUCGUUGAUCCUGUCAUGGUAGCUACAACAGGAGCUGAACUGUUGCCGGAGAAAGCUGUCAAGACACUAUGCGAAGAACUGCUCCCGAAGACGUACAUCUUGACACCAAAUAUCCCAGAGGCGAACCUCAUCCUCAAGGAGGCUGGACAACAGGCUAUUGAUAUACAGGAUCUGGAAGGCCUCAAGAAGCUUGCAGCUGCUGUAUACAAGCUUGGGCCGAAGCAUGUCCUCAUCAAGGGCGGCCAUGUACCGCUCACGACAGACGAUCGAGUUGCAAAUUCGGACGAUGAGAAACAGAUUGUUGCCAACGUGCUUGUUGGCGAUGGCAUAUCGGAGAUCUUCAAGUCACGGUACCAGAAGUCGAGGAACACACAUGGCACAGGAUGUUCGCUUGCAUCCGCCAUUGCCUGCAAUCUUGCUGAAGGCCAUGGCAUAGUACGAGCCGUCCGAGAAGCCUGCAGAUACGUAGACGCUGGCAUACGUACCAGCAAGGAUUUAGGCAAAGGCAACGGGCCCUUGAACCAUUUCCACUCGCUGCAGUUUCUACCCUUCUCUCCCGGCUCAUUCAUCGAACAUGUUCUCGACCGCGAGGACGUGAAGCCAGCCUGGCAUGAGUACACGCAUCAUGAGUUCGUCCGAAAGAUGGGAGAUGGAACGCUGCCGGAGGAGAACUUCAAGUACUACAUGAUCCAGGACUACCUUUAUCUUAUACACUUCGCAAGAGCAAACGCACUCGCUGGCUACAAGACAAAGUCGCUUGACGAUAUUGCUGGGGCUGCAACGAUCGUAACACAUAUCCGACAGGAGAUCAACCUCCACAUCAAAGAGUGCGAAGGUUUUGGCCUCACGCAAGCAGAGAUUGAGCAGUAUCCGGAGAGUCAAGCCUGUACUGCCUACUCCCGCUUCUGCCUCGACAUCGGCCAGUCGGAAGACUGGCUCGCACUCCAGAUCAGUCUGCUGCCUUGCCUGCUCGGGUAUGGCAUGAUAGCGAAGCGGCUGCACGAGGAGCAGGCGAAGAAUCCACCUCAGAAGAACAGGUACAAAACGUGGAUCGACAAUUACGUUGCAGAAGACUACACUGCGGCGGUGGAGAAAGGAUGCGCACUCAUUGAGAAGCAUGCUGGCAAGCAAAGUCCAAGUCGAAUAGAGGAGCUAGUCAAGAUUUUUGUGCAAGCAACCAGGUUGGAGACUGGAUUCUGGGACAUGGCAUCAAAGCCGUGA
Molecule: messenger RNA, 1521 nt
Organism: Saxophila tyrrhenica
Lineage: Eukaryota; Fungi; Ascomycota; Dothideomycetes; Mycosphaerellales; Extremaceae
Gene: THI20
Product: trifunctional hydroxymethylpyrimidine kinase/phosphomethylpyrimidine kinase/thiaminase
Exons: 10
Coding region: 1-1521 (506 amino acids)
Biological process (GO): thiamine biosynthetic process
Cellular component (GO): cytosol
Molecular function (GO): thiaminase activity; hydroxymethylpyrimidine kinase activity; phosphomethylpyrimidine kinase activity
Source: RefSeq, a predicted model, not a curated record